This is a messenger RNA of Naegleria lovaniensis, 3483 nucleotides long. RefSeq lists its product as uncharacterized. Bases 1 to 3483 code for a protein of 1160 amino acids. The record is from RefSeq and is a predicted model, not a curated record. The transcript has 2 exons. Lineage: Eukaryota; Heterolobosea; Eutetramitea; Acrasida; Naegleriidae.
AUGAAGAAUCAUAGUAUUGAAAACAACAACACGACGAAAGAAAAUCAGAAAUUUUCUGCUACGACUAUUAAUCAAUCCCAAUCUCAACAUUUCCAAAUUCUAACAUCUUCUCCAACUUGUGGACCCUACUCGUUUGAAAAUUGUGUUGCUAUUGGUCAUCAUCAACCACAAGACAAAGAAUUGGAAAUCACCGAUACUUUAUCAUCUGCCCAUGUACAUGCAUCCCCAUCCUCUUUUUCAUCAUUAUCGGUAACGAUAGCAACAGAAACACCGUCCAAGCUACCUUCCCAAAACACCUCUGAAUUAACUUCUAAAAGCUCCUUAUUUGAAACAAACAACGCAAGCGUCCACCAUAGAAAUACUCAACUUGAACCCACGCUAAAGACUUCAUCAAACUUUACGGAAGCAUUCAAUCGUGAUGAUGAGGAAGAGAAGAAGAAUAAGGAUACAGAAGUUCUACCUCCCCUUUCAUUGACUCGAGCUCUUGUAGUCCAAAACCAUGAUGAUGAAGUACUACUACACAACAAAACCUUCUCCUCAUCAAAUAGGUCGACAAAAGCAUCCUCUUUUUCCCAACAGCAAGCCAACCAAUUAUCACCAAAUCCAACUCUCCUGCCAGCAUUAUCAUCACUCCAUGAUGAUGUUGUUGUUCCCAAUGAUGAUAACCGUUACAAAGCCCCAAAUAUGUGUUCGCUAAAUCCGGUUACCACUGUGCCUAGUUCCAAUAUGCCUUUCUCCGUUCCUUCUUCAUGCUCAGCACAAAUUUUUAUUAAUUCAGAGAUGGACAGUGCGAUGGAUACCUCCACGGUAACUGCUGAUUCAACACGCUCAAGCCAAGAAAAAACAAAAUCCACUCCAACUACUAAUACGUUCAUGCUACUUGACGAUCCUAACCCCUCCUUUUUGAAAUCUUACAAGGCCACGAGCAAAACAACAGCGACGACCACAACUCUCCAAUCUGCAUCUGCCUCUCCAUCCCUGAACAACAUGUUCACAACAAACAGUGUUGGUAGUCAAAACAGUUCUAGCUCUGGCACCCAUCCAACAACACCUUCGUCGUCACCGAGAAAACAGUUCCAUUCUACAACAACAAGUGCAAAUUAUAUGCCAUUGAACAGUACAACGAGUGGCGCAGCAGACUCCUCACCACCUCUUGCUGCAUCUUGCUCGUCAUCGCCCUCUCUGCAAAACCAAAACGAUUGGUCAACGACUCCAACUCCACGAUCGUUGAAUGUAAUGCAUGCAAUUCGAACUGUUUCCGCAUCUCAGAUGCAUCAUGCAGUAGAUGAGAACCAUUCACCGAUGAAUCAUUGCUCGAAUUCGACCAUUCAUAGUAUGGCAAACACACUGAGAACUAGUCCUCCACGCGAGGGAAGUGGCACUACUACAACCGUCUCAGAGUUUCCUUACCAACAACAUCAUGUGGUUGCACGUCAUCUCGAUCACAUUGAACAAGAAUCCAUACUUUCAGAUCACCACUCGACAUGUAUGAUAACGACAAAGCAAGAAUCCUCCACUUUAAUACCCAACGCAGAUAACAUAAUGAACAAUUUGAGGGCAAAUCCAAAUUCAUCCAAAACGAUCAGCUCUAAUAUGUCCACAACCACAUUAUCACAUGCAUUGAAACAGCAACCAAUGGCAUCUACCAUGGACACCGGCCAUGAUUAUUUCUUGUCUUCAUCAAGUACAACAAAAAAACAGUUCAUGCAUUCUUCAACUAGUACAAACGAUGUCUCAACCUCGUACAUGACAUCUACUGCUUCACCUGCCUCGCCCGCGACCACUAUCACCACCACCACUAAUACAAUCACUCAUCCUCCAUUACUACCUUCAUCAUUCAAUGAUUCACCUAGACGACACGGACAACCCUACAACAAGACAUCUUUUCAGAAUCCCACUGUGGUCAGUGGAAUUGGUGGUGGUGGGGACAUGACAUCUCCUUCUACUAUCGCAGAUAAUGCUACAGUUGACCCAACAUUGCUGCAAGAUAGGUUUAUUAACUCCAAAUUAAGUAAACCCAAAAGUGCUUCCGAGGAGAAACUUUAUACAACAACACCAGUGCCAACAAGGAGUGAAGCUAAUAUCAUGCAUGUUGUUGAGUCAUCUACUGCCAAUGAAACUCCUCACCAACAUGCUCAUCUACAUGCACAUGAAGAAACCACCGAUCAGCACUCCCAUGAAGAUGAAACCACAAGCGAACGAGAUCGCCUCUCAAGACGGUCCUCCAUUGUUGAAUCCAUUGCAGCGGAGGAUGAAGGUGUUGAACAUGCAACCACUCCUGUGAAAAAACCACCUCACAAAAAGAAGGGUCCUAAAAAGAGAGAAAUCUCUCGACAAGACAUGGAGAAGUAUUUUCAUGUUUCUCAAACGGUAGCUGCCAAGUUAUUAGGAGUUUCUGUGAGCACUCUUAAAAGGAGAUUUUAUGAAGAAUUUAACAUGAAAUGGCCCUACGUGCCAACGAAACAACUCACUUCAACAUCGACCAGUUCUUCACUCGCCAAAAGAAAGCACAGUAAAUCGUCGGCUUCUUCCUCAGCUACUACGACUGGAGGAGCAGAUCAUCACUCGGAGGAUGCAUCAACCCCGAUUUCAGCCGAAGACCAAGACUCUCCAAAACGAAAGAAGUUGGUGACCAGUAGUGACAUGCAAUUCUCGUCUUCAACAGCUUUUCGAAAGCCGUCCAUUGGUUCAGCACAAACAGAUUCUGCAUCGAGUUCUGGAGAAUCUAAUCCAAUGAAGGUGCGUCAAAGGAUUGAUCCUAGUCAUACAUUUAUGGAUAGUACUCAACAUGCAAUGCAUCAAUCUUUGAAUGUACCUUCUCAUCAUCAACAACAACAACAACGAAUAGUACUAGAUCAAGAACGAUCAGAUUUAUCAUACCCACGCUAUGAAAUUCAUCAUCACCCUCAACAGCACCGUCAGCAACACACUCACCAUUAUUAUCAUCCUCAACAUUAUCAUCCACAUGAACAUUUGGAACCUCAUCAGCAACAACACGCUUAUUAUCAAGAUGGUGAAGUUUCAAAGGGAUCUUCCUCUUCGUUUAUUCAACGUCCUUAUCCUCAUUCAAGUCAUUAUGUUGACAAACGUAUUGCUUCUUCUCGUUUGCAUUCACAACAACGACAGUAUGAAAUUUCUUCUCCUAGCUCACAUCACUUUCAACAUACACCUGUACAUUCAAUACAACACUCUUCUCAAUCUUCACUCAAUCAAACAACCCAACAUUAUGCUCCAUUUCAAACUUCCGUCAUGAAUCAACCUAGAAAGUCACUCUCGGAUACCUUUCUGCAUUUUAAUCCACCCAUUAUUCCUUUGAAUCGUAGAGCUUCUGAAUUGCUUAAUAAUGAAUUAAUAGGAGCUUCAUCAUCCUCGAAUACCACUCCUUCAACCUCUAGGAAUAUGAGUGAAACAGAAGACAUUGCAGCACAUCAAAUUACCUUACCACCCAUUUCCUCCUUACGUCAUCACCAAGAUCGAUUGUGA